Molecule: messenger RNA, 486 nt
Organism: Lactuca virosa
Lineage: Eukaryota; Viridiplantae; Streptophyta; Magnoliopsida; Asterales; Asteraceae
Source: the annotation of a GenBank genome assembly
AUGAUGCCAAAGAAACCUGAGGAUAGAUCGAUGAUCCAACCAUUGCAUGGAUGGUUUAUGAGUCACAACAUUCCGGAGUUGUUUACGGUUGUGUCUGAAUCCCGGAUGUUCAACAUUGGGAGUGUUGAAACUGUGAUUAACUCAGUGGCCAUUAUGGAGAUGUUGAACAUUGAACAACUUGAUAUUAGUUGUAUUCUAUGGUAUCAAAUCUGCAUUUUGGAUUCUGCCCGAGGGACAAAGACAUUGAAAGACUACACAAUAGUUGAACAUGUGAAUAAGGCUGUUACAUGGUUUAAAAAAACAAAAACCGACAUAUCACGUUUGUGUCCAAUGACUUGGAAUCUCCCCAAGAACAUUUGGAAGGACAAAAACCGUUUUUUUGGUGAGGAAUUGGACGAACGCGUUAAAACAUGGAUGAGAACUUUUGGUGAUAAAGUGAAGCUUUUUUCAAGUCAACAGUUAGUGUUUCUAUAUAAGUUAUUAUAA